AUGGCAGAUCAGCCUUCGCCCUCCCUGCCUCCUCGGAAGACGGAGUUCUUCGUCGUUUGCGGAGCAACGAACCCCAUCGCUGACGUUUGGAUGUUUGCGGGUUUUUUCGCGAUUCUGCACGAGCUCAGAGACAAUUUCGGGUUCUCCGGCACGGCUUGGAAUAAUUUCCCAUACGAAGAAUACUUCAAGAAUCCCAAGGAAGGCAAAGAGGGAAAGAGCAAGAAUGAAGUAUGGUGGGGUUAUAAAGACGCAAACCUGCGCAGCGAACCAAUCCUCAGAUAUAAGAAAAUUGAUCCGGCCCAAUGGAUCAAUAUGAACGCUGCGAAGACUCCGAACAUGGACAAGAAGAUUCUACGACAUAUCCAGCAACGCAAGCUGAACCAGGGUGACCGGUUUAACUUGUUCGUUAUUGGACAUAGUUCUAAAUUCGGUGGUAUAGAAGUCGGAAACCAGAUCCUGGAUCGCAAAAAGCUUGCUCAAACACUAUCGAAAAUGAAGCACGGUGUUCAGGUCAAUUUCGCUGUAGCUUCUUGCUGGUCAGGCCGAGCACUCACCGAAAUGCGCAAGAUAGGACGACGGCAUCAAUUCGCAAUAUCUUCCGCAGAUGAAGAGCAGAUGAGCUACGCAAUAUCGAAACGAGUGACCAGCGAUUCGUAUCGCGGAACGCCGUUCGUCCAAGCCAUCCUUUCCACUAUACAGGAUUGGCACGAUGACAACACCGAAAAGCGACAAACCAUUGGCGAGCACAUCGAAUAUGUUAGGAAAUACGGCUAUAACAAGAAAAAUUCGCAUUCCAAUCCCCAGGCAUACACUAACGUAGAUUUACACGUUCACGUCCUCGAAAUGAUGUACGAUAGAUAUGUCGUACGAAAGCAAGGUCGACAUAUAGAAUUCAUCGCUCCGACAUACCCGGCGCCAUUGUCGACUUUCGGUCCGAAAUUCAACGUUGAUGAAAUGCCUCCUUCCGCUGGCAGAGCGUUGACCGUACUGCAGGACGAAAUCAGCCUGGUCGUCAACGAGAUGGACCAACCUCACCCUCGCGACAUGUCGAUCGUAGGACUUAUGGAUGUCGCAAAGUCUUCUUCAACGGUACCAGCCCAGCGCAUGCACUGCAUCAAGAGAGUUCUUGAAGAUGCACAGCUGUUCACAGCGGGGCUCUUCACCGAGAUCGUGUUCAUGUACGAAUUUGCCUUCCAUAUGAGUGAUGGUGCUGCGCUCGGUCCAAAGGCCAUAUUCGCACCGGACUCCCUUGGUGGUCGAUUUGAAGAAGCCGUCACCUGGUUGGCGAUAAUGAUACUUAGGACGUGUACCGACACUGAAUACCUCGCACGCAUCCUUAUGUUCAUCAAAGAGCAAUGCUAUCUUGGAACCGUGGACUCAAAUGCGAAGAUGACGAUGCCUUCAUCAGAAAAGGAGUUCACGGCAGACAAAUAUCUGCUCUGUGCAGAAGAUCCGAGCGAGCGAAAUCCACGCAUAGGCAUGUUCUUGCCACAUGGAGAGAAUUUGAACAAGUGGACAACGAACACGGUUCGCCGCUACAAGAAGCUCCGCGACGCCUACAAAGAAGUUUUUGGCGAAAACUCCUGGAAGCUGUACGCUCCAUUCACUUUGGAGAUGAAAGAGAGGUGGGAGAACAAGGUCGACCCUGUAUUUGAAGAGGUUCUUCAUGAUAGGGAAACGGAGGAGGCGAAAGCUGAGGAGGAUAACAUGGAUACAUCGUAG
Messenger RNA from Paraphaeosphaeria sporulosa, 1722 nucleotides. RefSeq lists its product as uncharacterized. The record is from RefSeq and is a predicted model, not a curated record. Lineage: Eukaryota; Fungi; Ascomycota; Dothideomycetes; Pleosporales; Didymosphaeriaceae. The coding region runs from base 1 to 1722 and encodes 573 amino acids. The transcript has 2 exons.